Messenger RNA from Effrenium voratum, 348 nucleotides. Lineage: Eukaryota; Dinophyceae; Suessiales; Symbiodiniaceae. The record is from the annotation of a GenBank genome assembly.
AUGAAGACGCAAAUAGACCGAAGUACGGACCCGGAGGUGGCCGAGAAGCGGCCGGGACACCUGGCAGGUGCAGAGCCGCCGGACUCGCAAGAGGCCGGGAAGGUCUUUUCCACCCCUUCCUUCGAGCCAAGGGCGGGCAGCCCCCUGAAGGAGAGCGUGGGCCAAGGCGGCGAUUUCUUCGGUCUCAUCCGCCUCUUCGGCUGCGCGCCGGAGCGCUGUGCCCCGAGAACCAGCUGCGGCUGCGCCUGGAACGAGGACCUCCCCGCGGGGCCAGAGGCGCCGCAGCGCUUCGGCUUCGGCGGCUCCAGCGAGGAGCCCAUCAACUUCCAGGUCCAGCCUCCCGUGUCA